AUGGGCGUGACAGAGAACAAAACCGUCCUCUUGCCAUCUGGCGUCAAGAUCUUCUAUCGAGAGCAAAGCCAAGUGCCGGAUGCUCCGAUCAUUUUACUACUCCAUGGGUUCCCAUCCUCCUCUCACCAAUAUCGCAAUCUGAUUCCUCUUCUCGGAGUCAAAUAUCGCGUGAUAGCUCCAGAUCUGCCAGGAUUUGGAUUCACCGAAGCCCCAUCAACCUUCAAAUACACGUUCGAUAACUUGGCGACUACCGUGGCUGAGUUUCUCGACGAACUUUCCGUCACCAAAUUCUCCAUGUACAUUUUCGAUUAUGGCGCGCCCACCGGCUUGAGACUCGCCCUCCAGCGGCCGGAUUCAAUCCAAGCAAUCAUCUCACAAAACGGAAACGCCUAUAUCGAGGGCUUCGGUGAUGUCUGGGGUCCUAUCCAAGACCUCUGGGCUAGCAACAACGCACCCGAAAAUCGUGCGAGGGUUGCGCAGGCCAUGCUUACUCUGGAGAUGACCAAGUUCCAGUACGAGAACGGCUCUCCGGAUAUCAGUCGCAUUGCACCAGAGUCGUAUUAUCUCGACUACGCUUUGAUGGAGCGUCCGGGAAAUAAGGAAAUUCAGUUGGAUUUGUUCAUGGAUUACCAGAACAAUGUGUCUAUUUAUGAAGAUUUCCAUGACUACUUCCGGAAAUCGAGCGUCCCUCUUCUUGCUAUUUGGGGCAAAAGUGAUGUGUUCUUCAUUCCGCCGGGGGCUGAGGCGUACAAAAGGGAUUUGCCAAACGCUGACGUCAAGUUGAUUGACGCAGGUCACUUUGCUGUGGAGACAGACUUUGAGUAUAUUGCGAAGGAGAUCUUGAUAUUCUUGACCAAGAAUUCUCUGUGA
Molecule: messenger RNA, 870 nt
Organism: Penicillium samsonianum
Lineage: Eukaryota; Fungi; Ascomycota; Eurotiomycetes; Eurotiales; Aspergillaceae
Product: alpha/beta fold hydrolase
Exons: 1
Coding region: 1-870 (289 amino acids)
Molecular function (GO): epoxide hydrolase activity
Source: RefSeq, a predicted model, not a curated record